Messenger RNA from Didymodactylos carnosus, 1368 nucleotides. The record is from the annotation of a GenBank genome assembly. Lineage: Eukaryota; Metazoa; Rotifera; Eurotatoria; Philodinida; Philodinidae.
AUGCCGACUACUACUGUCAAGACAACGUCCACUACUGCUUUGAAAACAACAGUCAGCUCUUUGUCAUCAUCCCCUAGCUUGGCGUCGAUACCAGGUUCAACAACACUAACUUCAUCCACCAGGGCUGCCGCAUCGACAACACUAACUUCAUCCACCAAGGCUGCCGCAUCGACAACACUAACUUCAUCCACCAAGGCUGCCGCAUCGACAACACUAACUUCAUCCACCAAGGCUGCCGCAUCGACAACACUAACUUCAUCCACCAGGGCUGCCGCAUCGACAACAAUAACUUCAUUCAGCACCGCUAGUCGCGCCGCAUCAAUCUCAACGGUCGUUGGCUGCUAUGCUGAUUUCUAUCCCAAUCCACGAGCAAUGUCCGAUGCUUCAACUACUUCAGCUUCUAACACUCCUUCAACAUGUGCUACAUACUGUACCUCUCUGCGCUUUCCAUACUCCGGAACUGAGUAUGCUGAUGAAUGUUACUGCUCAACAACAGCACCCACAACCGUAUCAACUGCCUGUACAAUGGCUUGUGCAGGUGAUUCAAGCAAAAUUUGCGGAGGACCAAACGCUAUUUCUGUCAUCUAUACCACCAUUCCAAUUCUGCCAGCUACAAACAGUACGAAACGUGGUCUAUGUUGGCCAUGGAAUAAUCCUGCAUCGUCAUUUGCAUUCUUUUCACCCAGUGCUAUACCAUGGCUGUAUAAUUGGGAGCUGUGGGAUCCACGAGCAAAGGGCACUUAUUCAAUAGCUGAAUACGUACCAAUGUGUAGAACACAAGCAGAGGCAUUUAAAGUUCCAGCAUAUUUCUCAAGUUGUUAUGCUACACAUCUUCUAGGGUUCAAUGAACCAGAUUUACCCGCAGCUAAUGGAGGCGAUUAUCUUUCACCUUACAAUGCAUCCGUCCUCUGGAAACAGUACAUUCAGCCUGUGAAAACAUCGUGUGGAACGGUAUUGGGAGCACCGGCUGUUACGAAUGGAGUUGAGUCCGGGUGGGGAACUGAUUGGCUUCAACAGUUUUUCAGUAACUGUACGUCUCCUUCCUGUUCAUUUGAUUUUAUUCCACUUCAUUGGUACGGUACAUCACUAUUGGACUUUGAAACGUACGUUACACAAUUCCAUUCACUGUUCGUAACUCAUCCCUUAUGGAUUACUGAAUGGCAAUUUACUGAUGUUACAAGUACAGCAACAGCCAAUCUUGAAAAACAAGCCUUACAAUGGCUUGAUGCACAGAGUUAUGUGGUGAGGUAUGCAAUGUUUGGACCAAUGAAUUCUACAAAUAUGGCUGGUAUUACAAAUGGUGCAAUGGUUACGGAUGAUCUUAGUGGACUUACGAAUGUUGGUAAGAUUUAUGCUGGACUAAUGUAG